UUUUGCACUAGCCCCGGCUCCUUCCCUCUAUAAAGGCAGCCCGCCUUCCGUUGUCUCCACCAGGCCUCCUCGAAUCUCUACGAACCUUUGUGUCAACUACUUGGAGACUCUAACCACCGCUUCAACUCACCAUGGACCCCAACUGCUCCUGCGCCACUGGCGACUCCUGCAGCUGCGCUGUCUCCUGCAAAUGCAAAGAGUGCAAAUGCACCUCCUGCAAGAAAAGCUGCUGCUCCUGCUGCCCCGUGGGCUGUGCCAAAUGCGCCCAGGGCUGCAUCUGCAAAGGGGCAUCGGACAAGUGCAGCUGCUGUGCCUAAGGGUGGGGAGAGCCCUGCUCCCAGAUGUAAAUAGAGCAACAUGUACAAACACAGCUUUUUUCCAUACAAACCUGACCCAUUUGCCAUAUUCCAUUUUCUAUGAAAUAUGUGAAUAACAAUAAAAUCAUU
This is a messenger RNA of Choloepus didactylus (southern two-toed sloth), 446 nucleotides long. RefSeq names its product metallothionein-I, hippocampal. The coding region runs from base 132 to 317 and encodes 61 amino acids. The record is from RefSeq and is a predicted model, not a curated record. Gene Ontology annotation, molecular function: metal ion binding. Lineage: Eukaryota; Metazoa; Chordata; Mammalia; Pilosa; Megalonychidae. The transcript is spliced from 3 exons.